Messenger RNA from Pleuronectes platessa (European plaice), 5020 nucleotides. RefSeq names its product GA binding protein transcription factor subunit beta 2a (gene gabpb2a). The transcript has 9 exons. The record is from RefSeq and is a predicted model, not a curated record. Gene Ontology annotation, molecular function: transcription cis-regulatory region binding; protein binding. Gene Ontology annotation, biological process: positive regulation of transcription by RNA polymerase II. Bases 1046 to 2395 code for a protein of 449 amino acids. NCBI's taxonomy places the organism in Eukaryota, Metazoa, Chordata, Actinopteri, Pleuronectiformes, Pleuronectidae. Gene Ontology annotation, cellular component: nucleus.
GGCUGCACCGGAGCGGCGGGCACCGCCAGCCCGCUGGGGACGUGGCACAUGGCGGAUUCUUUCUGUCCGCGAAGGCGCGUAAAAUGGCUCCUCGUCCCGCUCCGGGCUCCACACUCACUGCUCUGGGUAGCUCACGGCUUCCAUUAUCGGACACGCUGUAAAGCUAACUCCGUUAGCUUCGCUCACUUUCCGACUGAAUAAACCAGGUUAGCCUGAAGAGAUGCAGCCAUCCCAUAAUACCAGUUACGGUUAAACCCGGAUAGCACGCGGGCUGAGAUCUUCAUUCAGUUUGGUUUCAAACAUGUUCACGAUGUUAGCGCCCAAAACAAACGGCACUCUGGUUCCAUUACCGGACAUGCGUUCAGUGUGUCUGCUGAUCCAGGAUCAGUCAGAAGUGAUCGAUCUGAAGUUCACUAUUUUAAACAUUACACACAUUGUUUUAUUUGACCAUCACAGAUACAUCGACUGAUUCUUGACCAAUCAAUCAGCUGAUUGACAGUUUGAUGAGUUCAGAGCGUGAAUCGUAUUCUGUAAGAUGUAAAAUCAUUAACAUGUAAAAACACGUUCACUGGUUUUACUGCUUCUAUAAUCUAUUUCAUUAUUGAUUAUUUGUGAUGCGUUUGUCAGUAAAUAGCUUUUUGUAAACUUAUUAAACAAAUUUAGAUUUUGACAAACUCAACUGAAUGGAUUUGAUAUUUGGACAAAACCAAAACGAUCCUAAAGUAAAGUGUUAAAUGUUACUGAUACUACUACUAAUGUAAUAUUAAUCGUAUUCGAUGCAUCAGCUGUUUAAGAAAAGCCCAGUUCUAUUCAAAUCAAAGAAUCAGGAGCUGAAGAGAAUAACAAGAGGAUUUGAAUGUUUUGUGAUUAAAAACUAAACCUAAUUUUUCUUCUAUCUGAAAAAGUUUAUUACAUUUUUUCUAAUAAUGUGAAGAAAUUGUGAUUUUCAUCAAACAUCUGAGUACGAAGCAGGAACAGAAAGAAAUGAAUGUUGGAACCGGGAUCGUUGUGAAAUAACACGUUUCAGCAUCGUGCUCUGAUCUUAAUGAACAUUUAUCAGCUGUUUGUUAUGAGACACACAAACAUCACAAAGUCUGAUGACAAAAUAAGUCACAUGAUGUUUCCCUUCAACAAAAUCUGCCACCGUGUUCCUGAAACAGGAAGUGAUGUCACAAUUCUCACUUGCAUCUCGAUGUCGUUGGUGGACCUCGGAAAGCGUCUGCUGGAGGCGGCUCGGAAAGGUCAGGACGAUGAGGUCAGAAACCUGAUGGCCAACGGAGCGCCGUUCACUACCGACUGGUUAGGGACGUCCCCCCUCCACCUGGCCGCUCAGCACGGUCAUUACUCCACCGCCGACGUCCUGCUCCGAGCCGGCGUCAGCAGGGACGCCCGCACCAAGGUGGACAGGACGCCGCUGCACAUGGCCGCCGCAGAGGGACACACCAUCAUCGUGGAGCUGCUGGUCCGAAGCGGCGCAGACAUCAACGCCAAGGACAUGCUGAAGAUGACGGCGCUGCACUGGGCGGCUCAGCACGGACACCACGGCGUGGCCGAGACGCUCAUCAAGCACGGAGCCGACGUGCACUCGCUCAGCAAGUUCGACAAGACGCCGUUCGACAUCGCUGUCGACAUCCAGAACACGGAUCUGAUGCUGCAGCUGCAGGAGGGCAUGCAGAACCAGGUGAACAUGAACCAGGGGGGCGUGGUCAACCUGGCAGAGCUGCUCAACAAGGCCAAUGCAGGAGAUUCAGAGGAGGCGAUGGCGGCCAGCGCUCUGGACUCGAACAUCCAACACGCCACGGUGGUCAACGAGGCCGGUCAGAGGGUCAUCACCAUCGUCACGGACCAGCAUGGAAACCUGCAGACCACUGGAGGGAUGUCUCAACCGUUCUUCGUGACCAUGCAGCACGGACAACAGAUGCUGGCGGUGCCGGCCAACGCAGUGACGGAGGAGGUGGUGACGGAGGAGCCGCACCCCCCACCCACCCGGAAGAGGAAGCUGGAGGUGACCAACAACCACAACGACUCCGGAGAGACGGAGUUAUUGCAGAGGCAGCUGCUGGAGGCCAACAGGAAGGCGCAGGAAUACCGACAGCAGCUGAUGCAUAAAGAGCAGGAGGCCGAGGAGUAUCGCAUCAAACUGGAGGCCAUGUCCCAGAGUCAGGCCAACAGGAUGAACACCGUCACCCUGACCGCCGACGGCGCCGCCAACGCUGCCGCCAGCCCGGAGGAGGUGGUGGGAGGAGAGGAGGACGAAGAGGAGGGAGCUGCCAGCAUGGUGGAGGAGGAGGGCGAGAUGGUGGUGCUGCCGGAUGGAGGCAUCAUCAUGGAGGGGGAGGAGGGUCAGGUGACGCUUGUGGAGGCGGGGGGUGAAUCAACGGAGGUCAGCUCCUAACAGAGAAGGUCGGGGGGGGGGGGGGGGAGUGAUGCCAACAAAGAGACGCAUCAUAAGAGCAGAGGGUCAGUUUGACUCACAAGUUUGAUUCCCAUUGAACAGAGUGAUGGAGGAGCUGAGUCGGAUGAUUUUAACUGCGCGCCAUUUUGAAUCCCCAACAGAAGAGACAAAAUGGUUUCUUAACAAACAGUCGUAGGAGAAGGUGGAGCCAGAACUCCUUCAGCCGGGUUUCAGCCGUGCAGCGUUUUGAUGAUGUUCUGGGUUGAAGAAGCAAAACAGCUUCUGUAAGAAAACAACAAUAAACAGAAAACUGACAACAUGAGCACAAUGGUGGAAUUUAGUUGUGCACCAUUUUGAUUCCCCCGAAAAUUGAUUCAAAGGAUUGAUGAACAAAAUGGCUGCUACAGAAAGUGGGACUGAAAACUGAAACUGGCAGGAUUUCAGUCGUGCACCACUUUGACCUGUCCUUCAGAGAGCGAGUCAAAAUGUCUCCCCGAAGAACUCCCACAGCAGGAAAAGAUAAACUUCAUAAAACCUAAAUCAACACGAGAAGGAGCUCAGACCGGCGCCAUUUUGAAUCCUUGAAAGAUUUGAUACGAACACGAGAGCAGAAAAAUGGCUUCAACCAGAAGAAGAGGAAAGUGAAAACAGAAACCUGAUGUCCAGUUGGACUCAUGUUCCCAGUAACUGUGAGCCCAGAAGCUGGAAUAAAGAAACCAGUGAUCGUGUUCAGGAGGAGCUGGGAACCCAAGUCGGAAGUGGACACGCCCCCUCUGUUGGAUCAAUUCCCAGUCGGACUCGGAGUCACUGUGAGGACUAAACCUGGUUUGUAAACGGAUGGCUCCUCCCACUGGAGCCAUUUGUGUCCCAUCUUAUUCCGUCAUAUUCAGUUUAACUGGUGACACAAACCAGCCCAGCUGUUCGUCUGACGCCUUUGACCUGGGACCAGUUGCUCCUUUUUAAAACCCAGUUACUCGAACUCUCCACCGGUUUCACCAUCUUGCUUCCUCAGAAGAAACAAGGCAACAGCAGAAGACUUUCGUUUGGACUAAUCAACUUCCUGUUUGUUUCCCAUGUUCUGGUGUUUUUAUACUUUCUGUCUCUGGACGUUUCUCAGAUGUGACUUCAUGUGUAAAAACAACGCAACUUGUACGAUUUCCUGUUGCUAAGCUCGUGUUCGUUUUUCAUCACUCGUUGACUUUAGUUUGAAAAUAGAAAAAACCCGAAACUGAAGCAGAUUCUUCAUGAAACCUUCAAUUAUUCAUUCGUUGUGAUUUUUUUUCUUCUCUCGUUUGCAUCAUGACGCCGUCGCAGCUCGCCUGCCGACCCAGCGCCACCAUUAUUAAUGAACUGGUAAAAUGUUCACGUCAGCAUUUGUCACAGUUGAACGUCUUCAUGAGUCAAAACCUUCAUAGAAAAUCUGAAAGUUCAAAUGUUCGUGAGACGUUCAUCGUUAACGUGUGAAAACCAACUCAGGUCCUGUGGAUCAGUUCGUGAUUGUUUCAGCUGUGUUCGGUUCAAUCAGUUUUUAAUGACCAACUUUUUCAGUAUUGUUCAUUAUAACCACUUGUGUUUCUGUGACUUUCAUAAAACAGGAUCAUAUCGACGGGUGUAAUCUCUCGUCUGUUCUCAUGAAGAUGAUCAGUCAUCACAGGAAACACGAGUCGUCUUCAGACUCCAGAGAAACGUCCAAACUCAAAAAGUUGCUGGAAAUAUUCUGAAUUAAUGUGUUUAUCAUCUUAAUUAAUAACUUUGAGUCUUAAUAAUAAUAAAGUCUAAAUUCGGAUGAAACCAAAUAUACAGUUAAUCUUGGAAACUUCAGCUUUUAAUGAAAAAUAUUCAUAUUUUGGAAUAACUAUUAUGACUAAAGGAAAUUGAUCACAAAAAUAUUUGCUGUGGAUGACUAAAAGGAUAAUCAACUAAACAUAAGAGUCUUGCCAAAAUGCCUUAAACAGAUAAUAUCAUUUGUUUUAAACCUAAAAAUAUUCAGUUUACUUUCCAACAAGGCAAAGAGAUGUGGAGCUACUGGUGAGAAGUCACUGGGUCCCACAGGAAGACGACCUCACUGGGCCGAGCUCUGACGUGAAUAAGCUUCUGAGUGGAUCUGAGGAAAUAUGAAUUAAACGUGACCGUGUACCAACUAACACGACUCAGCUGUACGUCCACUAAUUAGAAUUUUCUCUGAAUCAGCAUAAAAACACGCGUGUGAACCGACGAGUGGACAUACAUGUGGAGUGUCUGAAGUCUCGGCUGUUCUGUUCUCCCUGGCUCCCUCCCCCUGUAAUCGAUCAGGAUGCCUCCCUGUCGGCUGGUUCUCAUGUUGGUGCGCCUCGUCCUCCCAUCACUGAUUCAUUUGAGUUGUUUUUAUAAGCUCAACCUUUUUCUAUGUACAUAAAAAGUUGUAUUUUUUUAACUGUACCUGAAUGAUGAUGGAUGACGGCUGCCUGCCCAGGUUGAAGUACUCAGAAAUAUAAAUACUUGUUUUUUGAAUAACAUCUUUUCUGUUGUGUGUUUGACGCAGUGACACCUGAACGCUGCACGAGGUGUUCAGGGCCCAAUACUUCUCCCUGGUCAUAAUCAACAUGGCACAUUUAUAAACCUGUUCAGUUUUUUAACUUCUUAAAA